AUGAAAUUCAAACUCGGUUUUGCAUCUGCUCUUGUGCUUGUUUCCAGCCUGACGUCAAUGACCAGCGCGCACACAUUCCUGCGCACCCUUACUAUUGAUGGCAAGCAAACAGAGGUUGGCCAGUGUAUUGAGCCCUACCAUGGCCCUGACAAAACUAGUGGAGUCAAGGACUCUGCGUCCGACGAUAUAACCUGCAGUAUUCCCGGCUCAAGCCCCGCACUUUAUAUUCUCGGCUCUUACAGUGCUGAAAAAGCCGUUGACCAUAAUACUUCUGCCACUAAUAAUGCUAAAUCUGUAGAACUUAAUGAUGAGUCCAGCCCGUAAAGUGUUGAAAAGGUGGGGAAAUCUAGCAGCAGUGGUAAACCCCAUGAUUGUAACAAGAAGCCCCGUCGCCGUAGAUGAUUAGCGAGCCCCUAUUGUAUGAAUACGUAUAUUCAUUUAAAUAAUAAGAGGUUUAUAACUUGCAGCAACCGAUGUGUAAAAAAUGAUUGAAGUUAU
Kickxella alabastrina is the source of this 498-nucleotide messenger RNA. RefSeq lists its product as uncharacterized. NCBI's taxonomy places the organism in Eukaryota, Fungi, Kickxellomycota, Kickxellomycetes, Kickxellales, Kickxellaceae. The transcript has 2 exons. Bases 1 to 324 code for a protein of 107 amino acids. The record is from RefSeq and is a predicted model, not a curated record.